AUGAGACAGACUCUUACACUUUCUUUUAUAAAACCACAAAAAAAUAGUCUCCAUUUGCCCCCAAAUACUCAAAUGGAUAUGGGAUUACCAAAUAGCAAUAUCCAAUUCUCAUUUCCUCAAUUAACUAUGGUCUCUGUCUUUUUUAAUGAACUUGGUGGUGACAAGGUUGCUGAUAUCAAUCAAAAUAUUGUGGAUAAAUUAGCAAUAGGCUGUCCGCUCCUCAACUCAUUAACGGUGGCCAAUGAUCCUUCAUUGAAAUUUGUUCCAAUAAUUUUUUCAAGUAUGCUCAGUCUUGUGACUGCUACUUUUAGAUUUCCUGGUGUUCCAACCAUCUCGCUUCCUAGUCACCCAACAUUGAGCAAAUUGGAGAUUUAUGGUGAUUCGAAUAUGACAGAAUUUAUCAUUGGCAGUAGUGUACUUCUCCCAAAUUUGAUACUCUUGUCAUUGGGUAUCUAUCAGGACGUCCCAAACAAUUGUGCUUUACAAAAGAUUGGCAAUUUUUCCGAUACAUCCUUUCCAAUACUAGAUACUCUAUUUUUCUACUUGGGUCAAGGACCUGUUCAACAACAAAUUAAUAUAGGAGCAUCCAAGUUGAAUGCAUUAAGACUUUUUGACAGAUCUUCAAAUCUCCCUUCCAAUGCCAAAAUUAAUAUCAACCAUCCCGAAUCUUUGACCGAUAUUUAUUAUCAAUCCGAUGGAUAUGUUUUUGAACCUACUCUUGACAAAUUCUCAAAUCUUGAUAAAUUAACUGUACAUCAAUCUUCCAAAAAUAGUUACCCAUUCCAAUCAGAAAAGUUUCCACAAAAGUUGACAGGUUUAUAUCUAAACUCAGGAACAAUGACCACUAUUCCAAAUGUGACCAUUCCGUCAUAUAUCAACACUCUGAGUCUAUUAGAAAACAAUAUUGUUCAAGGAUCAAUUGAUUUUGAUCAUAUUUUAAAAGAUACAAAUGGGUCUUUGCUUUUGGAUCUUUCAAUAAACCCCAAUUUAACAGGUCCACUUGUCCAAGAGACUUCAUUGUGCGGUUUAAAAACCUUAAAGUUGGGUGGAACAGCGGUAACAUCGGUACCUGAUUGCUUUUGGUGUUACCAAGAUCCACCACAAAAAAUAGUUUUACCUCUAGGUCUCGCUAAGCCAUCUGCGUUUAUUUGUCAGAUUUCGGUAGACAACUCAACUUUGGUUACACUUUUCAAGUCGACUGUCAUUUCUGGGUCCAAUCUAGGUUGGGGAUCAAAUGUAGCAGGGGUCUCUGUCAUACCGAUCGUUCCAAACAAGAUAAUGGGCCUUUACUACCCGUUUGUACCAAUAGAUGGACCACCCCAGCACUACAUUGUACGACUCAGUGAUACGGACGCAUCACUCUCUGUUGGUUUGUACCUUGUUGAAGCUGGAUUCAUUGUGCAAUCAGUAUCACUCGCUCAAUCGCCCAACCAAAUGGCCAACCUAACCAUUCAAUUCUCGGUAAUCAACAAUUAUUUUGUCCAUCAAGCAACAUUAAAUGGAACAGGGCACGACAUGUCCAUUGUCAACGGAAAUCAAUACCGAUUUUACUUUACCAAUCUUCCUUUUGGAGAAUAUAAUCUUGUCAUAUUCAAUGGUUAUUAUAAUACUUCAACAUUUAACAUAGACUAUGUUAAAGGUAAAUAUAAAUAUAUUUAUAUUUACCUUUGUCAAAUUCGCGAAUGUACAUACCAUCAAUUGGUGACUGCUCAAGGUGUAUGUGAAAUGGAAACAAAUCAUUGUCAUCGUAAUGGACAAUGUGAUGGUUAUGGCAAAUGUGUUUGUAAUAUUAAUCAAGGAGCUUAUUAUAAUAAGUGUUCAAAUCCAUAUCCAUUUAUUACAGCUGGUCAAAUGAAUAAUGAACAAAGAUUAAUUAGUUUGUAUGGUGAUUUUGGACCAUUUGGACAAAACGAUACAACAGUCACAAUCAAUAAUACAAUCAAUUGUAUGGUCAACCAAUCCAUAUCCAAUCAAUUUAACAUCAAUUGUUCACUUUUAUCAUCACCAACAACAUUUGGAUUGGCUUCAGUUCAAUUAAAUGUCAGUGGUUUAUUAUAUAGUAAAGGACGUGUAUUGAAAUUUAUUGACCCUUCAACCAAUCCUGGUGGAUCUACAACUAGCACAAGUGGAGGAGUAUCAACACCUCGAGAAUUGUGUCAAGAGAAUACACAAAAUUGUUAUGGACAUGGUGAUUGUGAUGAUAAAGGAGUCUGUCAAUGUCAAGAGAAAUAUAAUCCUAUUGAUAAUUGUGCAACUAAAUUCGCUGAUAAUACUACAUUUAAUGCAAAUAAUACUUCACCGUCAUCAAAGAUUGAAGUUGAGGGUGUUCAAUUUGGAUUUGAAAUUGUUGCCAUUCAAGAAAUUGGAGUUGACAAUGAAAUUAGUAGAGAAUUAUUGGCCAAUAGUUGGUUAUCGAGUAUUUCAACAAAUAGUACAAUGACAAAUGCAACGUAUGAUUUGGUUAUUUCCAAUACUAGUAUUCUUGCAGGUACCAAUGUCACCGUUACCAUUACAUUCUCUACAUUGCCAAGAACCGUAAUGUUUGGAGAUCAACAACUAUUGAUCAAUCCAAACUCUAUUAAAUUGGCAAUUCAUUCUCGUUAUGGUGCUGAUGGUGAAAUUCAAUACCUCAGAGUCAUCAAAGACAAUGUUCAAUUCAAUGGUAGAUUCAUUGAUUUUGCAUUGGCAAAUGGUAGAUCAACCUAUUCACAAACAUUUGUUAUCAAUCAAACUGAAAUCAGCGGCGACAGUGAUCAAUCAGUAGCAAUGAUUGGUAUAACUCUACCACAAUGUCAAGAGUGUAUACUCGAUCCUGAUUUCACACCAUUAUUGGUUGCCAAUGACAAAGGUGACAAUUGUGAUGGUUCGAGUAACACUUGGAAGAUUAUCGUUGGAUGUGUCGUUGGUGGUAUUGCUUUUGUAGCCAUCGCAACUGUCUCUAUCAUUUUUGCAAUCAAGAAACUCAAAUAUCAAACCAAAUUUGGAUCAAAGAUGAGAAAAAUCAUCUAA
Messenger RNA from Cavenderia fasciculata, 3009 nucleotides. RefSeq lists its product as uncharacterized. Bases 1 to 3009 code for a protein of 1002 amino acids. The record is from RefSeq and is a predicted model, not a curated record. Lineage: Eukaryota; Evosea; Eumycetozoa; Acytosteliales; Cavenderiaceae. The transcript is spliced from 10 exons.